Messenger RNA from Emys orbicularis (European pond turtle), 1146 nucleotides. RefSeq names its product choline kinase beta (gene CHKB). Gene Ontology annotation, molecular function: choline kinase activity; ethanolamine kinase activity. The transcript is spliced from 11 exons. Bases 1 to 1146 code for a protein of 381 amino acids. The record is from RefSeq and is a predicted model, not a curated record. NCBI's taxonomy places the organism in Eukaryota, Metazoa, Chordata, Testudines, Emydidae. Gene Ontology annotation, biological process: CDP-choline pathway; phosphatidylethanolamine biosynthetic process. Gene Ontology annotation, cellular component: cytoplasm.
AUGGAGGCGGAGGCGCCCGGCGCGCGGUGCCCGGGCGAUGGCGAGUGCGCGGUGCCCGGCUCCCCCCGCGGCGCCGCCGUGCCCGGCCACACCCGGCUCCGCGCCUUCCUGUGGUGCCGCGAGUUCCUGGCCGGCUCCUGGAAACUGAUCGCGCCCGAGGAGUUCGGCAUCAGCCCGGUCAGUGGGGGGCUCAGCAACCUGCUGUACAAAUGCAGCCUCCCGGACCACGUCCUGAGCGUGGGCGAUGAGCCUCGGCAGGUGCUGCUGCGCGUCUACGGGGCCAUUCUGCAGGGCGUGGACUCGCUGGUGCUGGAGAGCGUGAUGUUUGCCAUCCUGGCAGAGCGGGCGCUGGGGCCACGGCUCUAUGGGGUCUUUCCCCAGGGGCGCCUGGAGCAAUACAUUCCGAGCCGGCGUCUGCGCACGGAGGACCUGCAGGACCCCGACAUCUCCAGGGAGAUAGCGAUGAAGAUGUCCCGCUUCCACGGCAUGGUGAUGCCCUUCAAUAAGGAGCCCAAGUGGCUGUUUGGGACCAUGGAACGGUACCUGAAGCAGAUUGCCGAGCUCACCUUCCCCCAGGAAGCCCAGCGGAAGAAGUUCAACCAGCUCAAAGCCUAUAACCUGCAGAAGGAAAUGGGGAGCCUCAGGGAGCUGCUGGAGUCCACGCCGUCCCCUGUGGUCUUCUGCCACAAUGACGUGCAGGAAGGGAACAUCCUGCUGCUGGCUGGGCGGGAGUCACACCCCACUGACAAGCUGAUGCUGAUUGACUUUGAAUACAGCAGCUACAACUACAGGGGCUUUGACAUCGGCAAUCACUUCUGCGAGUGGGUGUACGACUACACCCAUGACACGUGGCCCUUCUACAAGGCCUCCUUGGAGAACUACCCCACGCGCCAGCAGCAGCUGCACUUCAUCCAGCACUACCUGUGGGAGGACUCGGGGCGGUGCGGGGACACCACGCACGAGGAGCAGGCCCGCAUCGAGGAGGAGAUGCUCACUGAGAUUGGCCGGUUUGCUCUGGCCUCUCACUUCUUUUGGGGUCUCUGGUCCAUCCUGCAGGCGAAGAUCUCCACCAUUGAGUUCGGCUACCUGGAUUACGCGCAGUGCCGUUUCGAGGCCUACUUCCAGCAGAAGGCGCAGUGCCCGUGA